Molecule: messenger RNA, 1518 nt
Organism: Acanthamoeba castellanii str. Neff
Lineage: Eukaryota; Discosea; Longamoebia; Acanthamoebidae
Product: K+ channel tetramerization subfamily protein
Exons: 4
Coding region: 1-1518 (505 amino acids)
Biological process (GO): protein homooligomerization
Molecular function (GO): protein binding
Source: RefSeq, a predicted model, not a curated record
AUGGCGAGCAUCGAGAGCAGCGGACGGAUAGGGGGCGAGCUGGUGUGCGUGGUAUUCCCCGACGGGGUGGAGGUGGCGGCCGCCCUCGACGACCGGGGCACCGUUGACCUUGACUGCCUCCACCCCCACGCCCUUGGCCUCCAGGAGGAAGAGCAGCCCUUCAUGAACGACGCCUCCUCUUCCGAGCAGCAUCUGGGUGCUGCCUCCUCCUCUUCAUCUUCGCACUCUGCUCUUCGCCCCCUUCGCAUCGGCCGGGAUGUGCCGUACCACCUCCUUCACCACCAUCUGAACACCGCCGCCCAGCCUGUGGUCGGGGGAGGAGGUGGUGGUGGCGGGGUGGAGGCGCAGGAGCUGCGUGAGGUGAAGGCCCUCCUGCGUUCGCUCCUGGCCAGCGGUAGCGGCCCGUCGGCCACCACCACAGCGACCUCCACAGCGACCGCGUCCUCCACGUUCGUCGACGAGGCUGCCGCGUCCGACCGCAUUCCCCUCGCCUCGUUCUUCACCUCGGCUCCGCUGCCGUCUGACGGUGGCGCUGGCGCCGAGUCGGCCUCCCCCUCGCCGGCCACGGCGGCUCGAUCGUUGGCCCUCGCGCCGCCGCCACCGCCGCAGCCUGCGGCGUACUCGCCGGCGGUAGUGCCCACGUGUCGGCACGCGUGUGGUGCGGGGGAAAGCGGCGGGGACGCGGGUGUGCCGUCGUCGGGGAGCGGAGAGGGCAGUAAGCGAACCAAGCGGAAGGACAGCAAGCAGAAGCGGAUGGAGACUGCGACGUCGGAGGCGACGGACAACGGGGAGGCGAGCGGGGAGAUCGUGCGGGUGAACGUGGGCGGGAAGGAGUUCAUCACGCUUCGCUCGACGCUCUGCCGAUUCGAUGGCACCUUUCUCGAGGCAGUGUUCUCCGGCCGCCACCGCUCCGUGCGGGACUCCAUGGGCCGCUGCUUCAUCGACCGGCACGUCGCGGACUCUCUCUUUGUUCUUUGCUUCGCGAAUCCGCAACACUUCCAGGUGAUCUUGGACUUCCUGCGCGACCCGACGAUGACGUGCCCGGAGCUGCCGUCGCAGAAGGAGGAGAGACAGGCCUUCCUGCGCGAGGUCGAGUACUACGGCCUCAAGGAGGUCAUGGUGGGCGAAAAGAAAGAGGCCGAACUGCUGUGCGAGCAGGGCUACGCCUUCUACAACGGGAGGAAGGUGUCCAAGGACUACCGUAAGGCGGUCGAGCUGUGGCAGCGGGCAGCGGAGCUGGGUGAGGCGCGUGCGCAGAAUCGGCUGGCGAUGUGCUACAAGAACGGCGAGGGCGUGGAGCAGGACCUGUACAAGGCCAUCCCGCUCUUCCAGAAGGCGGCGGAGCAGGGCCUGCGGGACGCGCAGUACAACCUGGCCUGCAUCUACAAGAACGGUGAGGGUGUGGGCGUUGAUCUCACCAAGGCCAUCCUCUGGUUCCGUCGCGCCGAGGCCCAGGGCGACACCGAUGCCCGCCGCAUGCUCGAGACCCUCGCCUCCCUCGCCUCCGCCUCUUCUUGA